AUGUCCUCGAAAGAAGCCCCCGCGUCGGCAGGCGCCAAGCUCCGCCAGAUGCUCCAAGAGAAGGACAUGAUCGUGGCACCCGGCGUCUACGACGGCUUCAGCGCCCGCAUCGCGCUCGAGGUCGGCUUCGACUGUCUCUACAUGACGGGCGCCGGCACGGUGGCGUCCAAGCUGGGCCAGCCGGACCUCGGCCUCGCCACGCUCAACGACAUGCGCGAGCACGCCGAGAUGCUGGCCAACCUGGACCCGUCGGUGCCGCUCAUUGCGGACGCGGACACGGGCUACGGGGGCCCCAACAUGGUGGCGCGCACCGUGGCCCAGUACCAUCGCGCGGGCGUGGCCGCCCUGCACAUUGAGGACCAGAUCCAGACCAAGCGGUGCGGCCACCUGGGCGGCAAGGCCGUCGUCGACGUGGACACGUUUGCGCAGAGGAUCGGGGCGGCCUACCAGGCCCGCAGCCGGCUGGGGUCGGACAUUGUCAUCAUCGCGCGGACGGAUGCCCUCCAGACGCAUGGCUUCGACGAGGCCAUGCUUCGUCUGCAGGCGGCUGUCCAGGCAGGUGCCGACGUGGCGUUUCUCGAGGGUGUCACGACGGCGGAGGAGGCGCGCGAGGCGUGUCGGCUUUUGGCGCCCGUGCCGGUGCUGCUCAACAUGGUCGAGCACGGGGCGACGCCGUCGUGGACGCCUGCCGAGGCCAAGACGCUGGGCUUCAGGAUCAUCAUCUUCCCGUUUGCGUCGAUUGGGCCGGCGUACAAGGCGAUGAAGGAUGGGCUUUUGAAGCUCAAGGAGGAGGGCAGGACGGGGGUGGACAGCGAGUUCACGCCCAAGAAGCUUUUUACGGUGGUCGGGCUGGAGCAGGCCAUCAAGGUGGAUGCUGAGGCGGGAGGGUGUCUGUACGACAAGGUGUAG
Emericellopsis cladophorae is the source of this 909-nucleotide messenger RNA. Its product is annotated as methylisocitrate lyase. Gene Ontology annotation, molecular function: catalytic activity. The record is from RefSeq and is a predicted model, not a curated record. Bases 1 to 909 code for a protein of 302 amino acids. Lineage: Eukaryota; Fungi; Ascomycota; Sordariomycetes; Hypocreales; Bionectriaceae. The transcript has a single exon.